AUGUCCGUGACGACAAAGGCGAGCAUCGCCUCCUUUGGAGGCAAGCUGCUCAAGCUCACCCACCAGGCGACCACCACCAAUUGCGAGAUGGCCUUCAACCUGUACCUGCCGCCGCAGGCGAUCCAGAACCCGUCCCAGAAAGUGCCCGUCCUCAUCUACCUGUCCGGCCUGACCUGCACGGCAGAGAACUGCUCCGAGAAGGGCUUCUUCCAGCACGGUGCGAGCAAGAGGGGCAUUGCGGUGCUGUACCCGGAUACCAGCCCUCGCGGCCUGAACAUCGAAGGCGAGAAUGAUUCGUGGGACUUUGGCACCGGAGCCGGCUUCUACGUCGAUGCCACCAAGCCCCCGUACAACAAGGGAUACAACAUGUACAGCUACAUAACGGAGGAAUUGCCGCGGACGGUGUUUGCCGCGUUCAAGGAACUCGACCCAACCCGUGUCAGCAUCACGGGCCACAGCAUGGGUGGUCAUGGAGCUCUAACUCUGUUCUUGAAAAACCCCGGCAAAUACAAGUCCGUCUCGGCGUUCGCUCCUAUCUCCAACCCCAUCAACUGCCCUUGGGGCCAGAAGGCCUUCAAGGGAUACUUUGGCGAGGACAACCUAGAGAAGUGGAAGGAGCACGAUGCCACGGAGCUGAUCAAGAAGUGGAAGGGUCAGAAGGUGGACAUUCUCAUUGACGUGGGCACCGGCGACAACUUCUACAAACAAGGCCAACUCCUCCCCGAGAACUUUGAAAAGGCCGCCAAGGAGGCCGGCGUCGAGGGCGUCAGGGUCCGCUACCAGCCCGAGUACGACCACAGCUACUACUUCAUGGCCACCUUCUCCGACGAGCACAUUGAGCACGCAGCCAAGUAUCUCUUUGCAUAG
Messenger RNA from Rasamsonia emersonii CBS 393.64, 867 nucleotides. RefSeq names its product Carboxylesterase. Gene Ontology annotation, biological process: formaldehyde catabolic process. Gene Ontology annotation, cellular component: cytosol. Gene Ontology annotation, molecular function: S-formylglutathione hydrolase activity. Lineage: Eukaryota; Fungi; Ascomycota; Eurotiomycetes; Eurotiales; Trichocomaceae. The transcript has 4 exons. The coding region runs from base 1 to 867 and encodes 288 amino acids. The record is from RefSeq and is a predicted model, not a curated record.